This is a messenger RNA of Papaver somniferum (opium poppy), 1267 nucleotides long. Its product is annotated as annexin D1-like. Gene Ontology annotation, molecular function: calcium ion binding; calcium-dependent phospholipid binding. The record is from RefSeq and is a predicted model, not a curated record. Lineage: Eukaryota; Viridiplantae; Streptophyta; Magnoliopsida; Ranunculales; Papaveraceae. Gene Ontology annotation, cellular component: cytoplasm. The transcript has 5 exons. The coding region runs from base 93 to 1046 and encodes 317 amino acids.
ACUUUAUAAAACCUUUGUCUGAAACUGAUUACUGAGAUAUCUUUCGCCUUCACUCUUCUUCUUCGUUUUCGAUUUUUUACAACAACAAAAAAAUGGCAACUCUUUCAGUUCCUUCUCAUGUUCCUUCUCCUUCUGAAGAUUGUGAACAACUCAAAAAAGCUUUUGAUGGAUGGGGAACAAAUGAGAAGUUGAUCAUAUCCAUAUUGGCUCACAGGAAUGCAGCUCAACGCAAGGCAAUCCGACAAACUUAUACUGAAAAUUUUGGAGCUGAUCUCUUGAAAACUCUUGAUAAAGAACUUACAAGUGAUUUUGAGAGUCUGCUGCAUUUGUGGACAUUGGACCCUGCUGAACGAGAUGCUACAUUGGCUAAUAGAGCUGUAAAAAAAUGGACUGCAAGUAACCAGGUUCUUCUUGAAAUCGCUUGUACAAGGUCUUCACAUGAUCUGUUUUUGGCAAGACAAGCCUAUCAUUGUCUUUUCAAGAAAUCCAUUGAAGAAGAUGUUGCACAGCACACCACUGGGGACUUUGGCAAGCUUUUGGUACUUCUUGUGACCUCAUUUCGAUACGAAGGACCAGAGGUGAACACGACACUGGCAAAACAAGAAGCCAAAAUACUCCGCAAACAUAUUACUGACAAUGCCUGUAAUCAUGACGAAGUCCUUAGGAUUCUUGCGACUAGGAGCAAAACUCAGCUCAAUGCGACCCUCAAUCACUACAAUAACGAAUUUGGCAAUGCUAUUAACAAGGAUCUCAAGUCUGAUCCCAAGGACGAAUUCCUCAAAGCAUUAAGAUCCACAAUCAAGUGCCUAACAACUCCUGAAAAAUAUUUCGAGAAGGUUCUGCGCUUGGCGAUUAACAAAACAGGAACAGACGAGGGAGCUCUUACUCGAGUUAUUGCUACUCGUGCUGAGGUUGACAUGAAACAUAUAGCAGCAGAGUAUCAGCGAAGAAGCAGUAUUCCACUUGAUAAAGCCAUUAUCAAUGACACCCAUGGAGAUUAUGAAGACUUGCUUCUUGCUUUGAUCGGUCAUGAAAAUGAUGCAUGAUUAGGAGUUUCUCGGAUAUGCAAUAUUACAACCAGGGUUUCACCGUUCAGUGUUGUGUGCUGCUUUUAGUUCAUAGAACAUCAUAGUUUUCUAUAUCUUUCUUAUAGGUACUUUCUGCAUCUUUAUGUGUCAUAUGACUGACUAUAAUGCGAUUUGGAUUUCUGUAUAAGUGGUUUUGCUUUUCAUUAAUGAAUAAAUAUGGUAGCCUUUGGUUUUAAACU